AUGACGCGUAGAGCGAAACGUAAACGCAACAGCCAGAAACCUGAUGCGGACCAAGAUGCCCCGCAGAAUAGCUCUUCGUUGGUUACCCGAAAGCUCCUCGAGCGCUGUUUCCCAUAUGUCCAGACGCUGAGGCAGCAUCUCCUGUCCCAGUUACCAAGUGCCUCAAGACUGCGGAGGAAGAAAAUCACAGCCCUCACAGCCCGCGACGCAUCAAGCAAACUAGAGGGCCGUGUAGCGGCUUUGCUUGACACAGCCCUUGUAUGCAGUCGAUUGCCACAAGCACAGAAAUCUGAGACUAGUGAUAUUCGCUGGGAGCAAUGGAAGAGCUUCUCCCAGAAAGGGGAUGAGUCCUAUGUAUCUAUCUCUGAUACUCGUAGUGCGAAGCAGAGCCAAACUGAGAUUCUCGAGUUUGUCGUCUGGCUGCUUUUUAAUAGAGAGAAGACCACAAACACGCAGCCAUGCCAUGUCCUAUGUAACGGGUUUGACGUAAAACCAGGGAAUGGGGAUAAGGGAGCAACCUCGAUUCCUGGUGUUUACAGCCGAUUCCCAAGCUCAAGUUUCGAAGCCCUCGGGGGAGCGCCAUGGCCUCAAAUUCUUGCCCUCCUAGGCCAGUCUGGGGAACGACUCAUGAUAGAUCUUCUUCUUGAUUACUCCCUUUUUGUCGCUGUUGAUGCUGGCCAUGGGAACCUUUACCAGUUGAGUGGCGUUCCACUCUUCAUGUCCUCUCUCCCUGUCGACGGUCAAGCUGCAACUGUAGCGGAUGCCAAACCAUUUUGUCGUAAACCGGGAGAGAUAACUCUCAUGAGAAACAAAACGUUGUAUGCGAAACCCUCAUUGACUGCCGCGGGCACGGUCCAGACAGGAUUUAGGCAUAUACGUAUGAAUUCCAACCCUACAAAUCUCAAGCCCUUGAGUAUGCUUCUAACCCCUGCAGAUGUUCUGAACCGCUGCCCAUGCGUUAAGCCAGAGGGUGACGAGCCAUCACCAGACGAGAGAGAGCAAAACGAAGCCAACACGACCAAGGUUAUGAUGUACAUGUUCCCGCGCCAGUUCGGAUUGCACAAUGCGUUCACAUCUGAAGUGGACAAGACUCGUACCACGAUGAGAUUUCAAGACUAUACAUACAGGGAAGACGAGAUCAACGAAGCUAUUGGCUUUCGCUCCGAUUUAUCCAAGAAGAUGAAACCUACAAAGUUGCCCAAGCGGCUGAAGGGGAUUGCCAGAGAUUUGGUAACAAAUCUCCAGGUUCGACACAGCCGCUGUGCCUACUUUCAGCUUCUGCGGCACUACUGUCCUUCGGCCUGGGACACGCACCACCCAGCUCAAAAUCUCGCGACUCAAGCCUCGCCCAAGGCACCCAAACAACAGAGGGACGGCCCGAAUAUUGAUGGUGUCGUAUUUCAAGGCACAUCACGACCAAAGCGAGUCGGACACAAGACACAUUCGCAGCCAUGCCAUUCCAAUAUGCCCUCAUACAACACCCUCGUAGAACUCGCUUGUCCGAUUGGCAAUGUCUCAGCAUACUGCCAAGCCGUACUCGCGAAAAUCGUCCCGGACAGGUUUUGGGGGGAGGGUGACACAAUGGUGCAUAAUAAGAGGAUGUUUCGAUCAAAAGUGGACCAUUUCAUUAGACUGAGACGAUUCGAGAUCAUGUCACUGCAUGAGGUUGCGCAGGACCUGAAGGCGAACAUCCCCUGGCUGAGCCUGCCUCACCUCGCUGGUCAGAAGACCAGCCAGACAGAUAUUCUGAAGCGAUACGAGCUAUUUCACGAGUUUCUCUACUAUGUUUUUGACUCACUUCUCAUCCCCCUUAUCAGAAACAACUUUUACGUGACGGAAUCGAACAUCCAUCGGAAUCGGCUCUUCUACUUUCGCCAUGACGUUUGGAGGCGUAGCACAGAGCCUGCCAUGGCGAAGCUGAAAGAAGAUAUGCUCGAACCUCUCAGAUUGGCUGACGCCACACGCAUACUGGACUCCCGACGGCUGGGAUUCAGCCAGCUCCGAUUAUUGCCAAAGACGCUAGAUCUGAGACCGAUCAUGAACCUAGGCAAAAAGAUGCCAGGAAAAGGCCGAUCCAAGACGUUUGGGGCAAGCAUCAACUGGGAGCUAAAACCGAUCCACCACAUGCUCAACGCAGAAAAAGCCAUGAACGCGUCCAAGUUGGGAUCAUCAAUGCUCUCCACCGGCGAGAUCUAUAGUCGCCUCAAAGAAUUCAAGCAAGCACUUGGAAGCGGGGCAAGCUGCAAGCGCUUUUACUUUGUCAAGAUUGAUGUCCAGGCCGCGUUUGACACGAUUCCACAAGAAGCAGUGAUCAAACUGAUGAAUUCAGUCCCCAGCAGGGGACACUACACUGUCGUCAAACAUGUUGAAAUGAUGCCGGAUCCUCGGACAGACUCGGCCAAUGUCAAGGAGAUGAACAAAUCACUUCGAACGUGGCACUUUGCUGCCCUGAAGAAGGGUGAACCCUUCUCGUUGCCUCAACGUAUAGAGGGAAGCAUUGCUGAGAGGAAGGAGAACACGGUAUUCAUCGAGGGGAACCCUGCAAGAACGUACCACACAGCAGGACUCCUCAAACUCCUCGAGGAGCAUGUCUCGCAGAACAUUGUCAAAGUGGGCAAAAGAUUCUACCGCCAAAAGCGCGGGAUUCCUCAGGGGUCGGUUGUAUCUUCAUUUCUCUGCAAUUACUUUUAUGCAGAUCUCGAAGCACAACACCUUGACUUCCUGAACGGCACGGACAGUAUCUUGCUGAGAUUCAUCGACGAUUUCCUCUUCAUCACACAGGACAAGAAAAAGGCAGUCCAGUUUGUCGAGACGAUGCAUCGAGGUGUGCCAGAGUACGGUGUUGAAGUGAACGCCAAGAAGACGUUGCUGAAUUUCAAUAUGAAAUUUCAAGAUGAGCAUCUCUCGACAAUCUCUCAUGGGGAGAAGUUCCCGUAUUGUGGGACUCUUAUUGAUCCCCAGACACUGGAGAUCAGUCGAAAUCAUAACAAAGACCCUGAUAAUGGAAUCGCAAACUCCUUGACCGUGGAGUUUGGCCGGCUCCCUGGGCAAAACUUCGAGAAGAAGAUGCUCCAUGCCUUUAGAAUCCAGUCAAAACCCAUGUAUUAUGAUACUUCGCACAACUCAACGACCACCGUUCUGGAAUCUCUUUCUGGGGCUUUCUACGAGACCGCCCAGAAGAUGUCGGCAUAUAUUCAUUGCCUACCCAAAAGAAAGAGACCUAGCAAGCCCUUGAUCAUUCGUUCAAUCAUCAAGAUAGUCGAUGUUGCCUUUUCGCUCCUAACUGGAAAGUCGAGAAGAAUGCGACUCGACGGAUACUCUUGCGAUUUGAGAAAGGGACAAGUGUUCCGGACUGGGUAUCGAGCAUUCAUCGAGGUGCUAAGCAAGAGGCAGACGGCUUACGGAGAUGUCAUCAACUGGUUAAAAAAGGAGGUUGAGAGGAUCAACUCUACGGGGGGGAGUGGUAGCUCCAGUGCUAAACUAGAAAAGAGUCUAUGUACUUGA
This is a messenger RNA of Clonostachys solani, 3504 nucleotides long. NCBI's taxonomy places the organism in Eukaryota, Fungi, Ascomycota, Sordariomycetes, Hypocreales, Bionectriaceae. The record is from the annotation of a GenBank genome assembly.